This is a messenger RNA of Drosophila suzukii, 1645 nucleotides long. RefSeq names its product Cytochrome P450 308a1 (gene Cyp308a1). The record is from RefSeq and is a predicted model, not a curated record. Lineage: Eukaryota; Metazoa; Arthropoda; Insecta; Diptera; Drosophilidae. Gene Ontology annotation, molecular function: heme binding; oxidoreductase activity, acting on paired donors, with incorporation or reduction of molecular oxygen; monooxygenase activity.
UCAAUUGCAUAUGCCUGAUGUAAGUCGAAUGAAAGGGUGCAUUUUCCGCUAGAGAUCCAUUGAUGUUACUGCCACUGCUCCUGUGCCUCCUUCUGGUGGCCACUCUACUGCUUUGGAUAUGGCAGGACAACCACUGGCGACGCCUGGGACUGGAGGGACCAUUCGGCUGGCCAUUCGUCGGGAACAUGUUGGACUUUGCUUUGGCCCGGCGCUCUUAUGGCGAGGUCUACGAGCAAAUCUACAGGCAGAAUCCCGGCCUAAAAUACGUGGGCUUCUAUCGCUUGUUCAACGAACCCGCCAUUCUGGUGCGUGACCAGGAGCUGGUGCGUCAGAUCCUGGUGGGCAGCCACUUUGCUGACUGUGCCGAUAAUGUUGUUAAUGUGGACCACCACCGUGAUGUCCUGGCUAGCCACAAUCCCUUUAUUGCCAAUGGUGACCGUUGGCGACUCUUGAGGGCCGACCUGGUGGCCCUCUUCACGCCCAGCCGCGUGCGUCAGACAUUGCCACAUGUGGCCAGUGCCUGCCAGUUGCUCCGGGCUCGACUGCCGGUUAAACGCUUCGAGGCCAAGGAUUUGGCCACCCGCUACACGCUGCAGGUAGUCGCCUCCGUGGUCUUCGGCCUGAAUGCCCAUUGCCUAGGCGACCAGGAAAUGGAGGAGGAGAGUACAAGUCGCUGGCUGAAGUGGCUAGCUCCGCUUUUUCAGCCAAGUGCCUGGAGUUUGCUGGAGACCAUUGCACUCCUGCACUCCCCUCGUUUGGCCAGCCUCAUAGGCCAUCGAUACGUGCCCCUGCCCCUGCAGAAUUGGUUUGUGGAGUUGGUGGAAGCGAGGAGUGGCGGCGACAAUCUCCUCCAAUGGCUGGCGGAGGGCAAACGGACGUUGGGAAAGGACGAGCUAGCCGGACAUGCCACCACCCUUCUCCUGGAGGGAUACGAAACCUCGGCCAUGCUCCUAGCCUUUGUCCUUUACGAAUUGGCCCUCAAUGAGAACGCCCAGAGAAGUCUACACUUCGAAUUGGAUGAGGUAGCCCAACGCCACAAUGACAAUUUGAUGGACCACUCGGCCCUAGCCGCACUUCGCUAUACUGAAGCUGCGCUCCUUGAGGCACUGCGUCUUCACCCAGCCAUGCAGGCUCUCCAGAAGCGCUGCACCAAGCCCUUCACCCUUCCAGCCCAGAAAGAAGGAUCUGCCUGCAAUCUCAGGGUGUCUCUGGGCACAGUCCUUGUGCUGCCCGUCCAGGCUAUUCAUCUAGAUCCCGAAUUGUACCCUGAACCCAGCCAGUUUCGCCCAGAGCGCUUUUUGAACCAGCCACCCAUGGGCUGCCGUUUUCUGGGUUUCGGCUUUGGACACCGAAUGUGUCCAGGAAUGCGUCUUGGCUUGCUACAGACGAAAGCUGCCCUGGCCACACUCCUGCAGGACCACUGCGUCCUGCUGGCGGAUCAGGACCAGGCGAGGGUGGAGGUUUCCCCGCUAACAUUCCUUACCGCCAGCAAGGGGGGCAUAUGGUUGCGUUUGGAGAGAAGGACUCCCGAAUAAGAAUAACUCCUUUAGGGGGCAAAGAAAUUAUGUAGCUUCUGGUUUAAACAAAUAUUAUAGGUUACACAAUAAAUCAAGCUCGUCGUGGAAGUUACUCUUGCAGAAAGUAA